Molecule: messenger RNA, 2202 nt
Organism: Patiria miniata (bat star)
Lineage: Eukaryota; Metazoa; Echinodermata; Asteroidea; Valvatida; Asterinidae
Product: acid-sensing ion channel 2-like
Exons: 8
Coding region: 75-1625 (516 amino acids)
Biological process (GO): sodium ion transmembrane transport
Cellular component (GO): membrane
Molecular function (GO): ligand-gated sodium channel activity
Source: RefSeq, a predicted model, not a curated record
GAACCGACUGAGUGGGAAGUAUUGUUUGUUUUGACAUCUGAAACCGCUGUCGUCAGUUUUGAUCGUCAUCAUUCAUGGACGCUUGGUUGACUAAGGAUACAUCGCCAGUGAUCCUGAUCAAGUGGCACGCACAAGCCAGUGUUGACUGUUCGAACAGGUUUACCGAGUCUGCUUUCGAUCUUCCUCACAGCUCUGCCACGGGCUCAGUAUUGUCACCGGCUGGUGUUAAUGUUGAAGACAAGAUGACGACGACUACGCCAAAUGAAAGAAAAACAUUUGCGGUGAGAUUUACGGAGUUUGGGGACGCCACCACGUACCACGGGCUCCGCUAUGUCAUCAAUAAUAAAUACUCUCGCUUUCGAAGAUUGGUGUGGCUCCUCGUGGUCCUAGGAAUGGCAACCUGGCUGGGGGUGAACAUCGUAAAAGCAACGCUCUUGAUCAUGCAGCAUCCGGAGUCCAGCUCCAUCUCUCUCAACUACGUGCCUAGGAUCGUCUUUCCAGCCGUCACCAUCUGCAACAUCAAUCUCCUACGGAGCAAUGCCCUGAAUGAGUCUGUCCUCGAGACUCUGGCCGAAAUCUACGACCACUCUGUACCCGAUUAUCACCAAAAGGGCACCGGGGUGGAUUUCGGUCCCGUGGACGCCUUGUACCAUUACCCCAACGGGAGCGACUCGACGGAGACCAUCUUCAGUGCCUCGCAUCAGAUUGAGGACAUGUUGUCUCGAUGUAAGUGGAGGCAUGAGAAGUGCUCCCCAGCCAACUUCACGCAGCGUCUGACCGACCAUGGUGUGUGCUACACCUUCAACGACCCUCCGGACGAGAGAGAUGUGCUGCAAGUCUCAAACCCUGGAAGUAGUAACGGGCUCUACAUGAGAUUGAACAUCGAGCAGGAUCUGUACACCUAUGGAGAGAGCACAUCAGCUGGCAUGAAGGUCAUGCUGCAUCCACAGGGCGAGUUCCCCAUCGUCAAGGAGUUUGCGUUGUCUCUGACUCCUGGCUACGAAAUCUCUAUUGCUGUGCGAAAGCAGAUGAUUAGGACCCUAAAAGCACCGUUCAAGUCAAAUUGUACGACCUCAAGCCACCUGAGAGAGUUCCCCUUCAAAUAUUCCGUGUCGGCCUGUCAUUUUGAGUGUAUGAUUCGAUUCGUUGUCGACCAUUGUGGAUGCCGUGACUACAGGUGGCCAGUGAAAGCACCGAUAUGCUCUGUUGAAAAGCAAGUGACGUGUGUCUACCAUUACGAAGAUGAGUUUGUCUGGGACAGCGAUGCGUGUAGCUGCCAGAUGUCUUGUGAAACCUUGACCUACGAAAGUGUGAUGUCCCAGUCAUACUGGCCGGCUAAACAUAUCGACAGAGAUAUACGAGAGCAAUUCGGCUUACCCCCAGAGUUUAUCAGGGAAAACUACAUGGAUGUGUACGUUUUCAUGGAGGAAAUAAUGUAUAUGGAAAUCCAGCAGCAAGAAGCUUACACACUGGAGCACUUCGAAGGUGACAUCGGUGGCUACAUGGGUCUUCUUUGCGGUAUGAGCCUGAUCACUCUAGUGGAAUGGCUAGAUUUCAUCUUCCUUACUCUCUGCAAGCGGCUUGGCUGCUCGACAAGGACCAAGUCUGCCGAUGUCAAAGCUUGAAAGGGAACACUUUAUGACAAUGACACUCAUCGAGUUUGACAUGGUGCAAAUUUGAUUGAGACGACUAUUAAAAUAAAAAGCACACAGCUUUCUUCAUCAAAGUAUAAUUAUGGGUUUUUAGACUUGGUUUUGAAAAUCAAAAUAUGGGUUUUUAAAGGUUUCCUGAGUCCCAAAAUAUAGGACUUUAGGGUACAAUUUUUCAGCAUGAAGUAGAGGAACUAACCUCAAGUUCUCCACUCAAAAUAGAGAUGAUAAGCAAUUUGUAAGAGUUCCGGAUGUCUGAAACAGUUGUAAAUAAUCUCAGCGAUGUUUAUUGACAAUGUGGUUAUUUUGGCAUUAUGAUAACUAAAUUGUGGGUCAGUAUGAGUUGUAUUUAUUCUUACAAUGUUGGUAAAAAGUAUGGCAGAAUAACAAUGUAAAUUUUAAAAAAGGUUAUAUGGGUUGUAAAAAUAUCUUAGAGAUGUAUAUUGAAAAUGUUGUUUAUUUUGGCAGUAUGAUAACUAAAUUGUGGUUCAAGAGAUUUUUAAAUUUCUUAAAAUAUUGGUUAAAAGUAUGGCAGAAUAAAAGUUCCCUUUUU